UGUUACCGUGAAAGAAUUUUGUCGAAGAUUUACAAGGGCAGUUCAAAAGAGAUGGUUACGAUCCCACAGAAAUAGUGAAGUUUUUAGACGUGAUUACAGUAAUUGGCUUGAGGCAAAUAUUGACUGGCCAAACUGCGUGCAAACCAAUUUGCUCAUUAAAGAAUCAACAAGUGAAAAUAUUUCUACUGAACCUGUACCUGAACCUGUACCAUCAACUUCAACAAUGAAAUCAACUUCAACGAUGACAAAAAGAUCUAGAAAGCCGUUUGAAGAUCUAAGUAACAAGCAGAAAAAGAGACGAUCUGAUGAAUAUAAAGGCGAUGACCCUAAUGAAGUAGCUUAUUCAGCUGCAGCACUUUUGAAAGGAGAUGGUCGUGAGGAUAUUGCAUCUGUUAUUGAACAUAUGCUCCAAAAUCCAGAAGCAGCAGCAAAAAUUAAGGAAAUGUUGAACAAACCAGCUCCUUCAACAAUAUUUUCACCAGAAAAAGCACUGGGUUUGCUACUUUCAUUAAAACUAUCGAAAUGGCAAUAUAUCACAUUAAGGGAAACGACUAUUCGAGAAGGUUCAAAGGAGAUAUAUCCUUCUUACUAUAAAGUGCAAAAAGCUAAGCUACAGUGCUACCCUCCGAAGGCAUUUGUGACUGUAACGGAUUCAUCUGCUAAGAUUGCACUACAAGCGUUACUAGAUUUAACAGUGAACAGAAUUUUUGAAACUAUUCGUAGUCCUGAUGCGAUACAAAAUAAACAAUUGAUAUUAAUAUCAAAGUGGGGAUUUGACGGUGCAUCUAACCAAAGUAGAUAUAAGCAAAACAUAGAGAGUGGUCAAGAUGAUUCCAGCAUAUUUAUGACGUCUUUGGUUCCAUUAAAGUUGACAGCUGACGGUGAUACCGUAUGGGUGAAUCCAAAACCCUGCUCACCUAUGUAUUGCCGUCCAGUCCAGUUUAGUUUUGUGAAAGAAACCAAAGACGUUGUCAUAAAUGAAAAAACUGCAAUGGAUAACGAAAUUGAAGCUCUCGUUCCCUCAAAAUGUCAAGGACAUGAAGUUAGUCACAAAUUAAUGAUGACGAUGAUUGACGGCAAAAUUUGUACAUAUCUGUCUGAAGCUAAGUCAAAUGCGGCCUGCUACCUGUGUUUGGCUAAGCCUACAGAAAUGAAUAAGUUAGAUGUCAUUGCGUCAAAAACCAUUUCUUCUGGUGUGUAUGAGUUCGGAUUAUCAACACUUCAUGCCCGCAUUAAUGUGAUGGAAUGUCUUUUACACAUAGCGUAUCGUCUCGACUUCAAAAAGUGGUCUGCAAGAGGAGAAGGUCAUCAAGAGUUAUUGCAUUCACGAAAAAAACUCAUUCAAGAUCGAUUCAAAGAUGAUCUCAACCUUUUGAUUGACAUCGUUAAGCAAGGAUCAGGCACAACUAAUGACGGGAACACAGCAAGGCGGUUUUUUGAAUUUCCUGAUAAAACUGCAGCGAUCACUGGAUUAGAUGAAGACCUAAUACGCAGAUUUUCUGUGAUUCUGCAAGCUAUCACAUCUGGAGAGAUUAUAGACGUGCCGAAAUUUAAAGAAUACGCUGGAACAACCGCUGAAAAAUACGUGGAACUGUCUGAUUGGUAUGAUAUGUCAUCAACCGUCCACAAAUUGUUGAUUCACGGAGGGGACAUAAUUGCAGAAAAUGCUAUUGUACCAAUUGGAAGUCUUUCGGAAGAAGCUUCAGAGGCCCGAAACAAAGACUUUAGGAGGUUCAGAGAACACCAUUCGAGGAAAAAGAGUCGACAAGCAUCAAACGAGGAUAUCCUCAAUAUGCUUAUCAUCUCUUCUGAUCCUCUAAUUUCUUUCACAAGACCAAAAUUAGAUGCCCACAAGCGGCAGACAUACUUUAAGGAAACAGUAGAACUAUUGAAACUUCAGGAUCAGGAAGCUCCGACAGAGUUCUGA
Helicoverpa zea (corn earworm) is the source of this 1927-nucleotide messenger RNA. RefSeq lists its product as uncharacterized. The transcript has a single exon. The record is from RefSeq and is a predicted model, not a curated record. Bases 224 to 1927 code for a protein of 567 amino acids. Lineage: Eukaryota; Metazoa; Arthropoda; Insecta; Lepidoptera; Noctuidae.